Tripterygium wilfordii is the source of this 686-nucleotide messenger RNA. Its product is annotated as subtilisin-like protease SBT3.17. The record is from RefSeq and is a predicted model, not a curated record. NCBI's taxonomy places the organism in Eukaryota, Viridiplantae, Streptophyta, Magnoliopsida, Celastrales, Celastraceae. The coding region runs from base 16 to 453 and encodes 145 amino acids. The transcript is spliced from 3 exons.
UUUGAAAUUAAAUCGAUGGAAGACGACCAUUACGUCGUCCUCGCAGAAUCUAGGUAUAAAUCGGAGCCAGAGAAUAUCGAAUCGCCGAUGAGGUUGACUCUAUCGUUGUAUUUCACACUCUUGGUAUUGUCGUUGGUAUCAAUUCACAUGGCGGAGGCAGCAUCAUUACCUGAAUCGAAAGUCCACAUCGUUUACACUGAGCAGCCCAAGGAUGAGGAGUCUGAGGCCUACCACAUCCGAACCCUCUCCUCCGUCGUCGGAAGCGAGGAGGCUGCGAAGGAGGCUCUGGUGUACAGUUACAAGACUGCUGUCAGCGGCUUCUCAGCCAAGCUCACCCCGGAACAGGUUACUGAGAUGCAAAAACAACCGGGUGUUCUUCAGGUUGUCCAAAGCAGGUCUCUGCACCUGCAUUCUGGACCUGGGAUGCGUUCUGGACCUGCAAUUCGACACUGAUGCUGUUACCUAUUGUAAGUAUUAGUCUAUAGAAAGACAACUCUUUAUCAAGUUGGUUGUUGUGCCCUUCUCUAUAAAACAGUUUGGCUUGUGUAAUGGAGGCCCCAGUGUGUAUGUGCUCUAAUAAUGUUUCAUAUUCGUAGUACAUAGGAAGACUGUUUAUGAGUUGUCAGCUGUGUUUAAACAAAUUGUGAAUUCUGGAUAUGUGGGUUGUUACAAGUGAAAUGACGGUA